Austrofundulus limnaeus is the source of this 4841-nucleotide messenger RNA. RefSeq names its product contactin associated protein family member 5. The record is from RefSeq and is a predicted model, not a curated record. Lineage: Eukaryota; Metazoa; Chordata; Actinopteri; Cyprinodontiformes; Rivulidae.
UGUGCCUCAUAGGGAGGAGGCGGAGGAGAGCCGUGCUCCUCCGGUCCACACAGCAGACUGUGUUGUCCCUCCGAGCAGGAGGAGCGAGCCGGAACCUGAGCCCGUUCUCUGGCUGCGGACACACGGAUCUAAGCGCCGCUCAGCUGGGAACAUGCUGCCGCUGCUGCCCGAGCUUCUGCUGCCUCCCGCGCUUCUCUUCUGCACCCUGACCGUCCUCGGUGGAGCAUCAGCCGCCUCUCACUAUAAUUGCAAUAGUCCUCUGGUGUCGGCCCUGCCACACUCAUCCUUUCAGAGCUCCUCUCAGUCCUCAGCCAGUUAUGCUGCUUUCUACGCCAAGCUCAACAGAAGGGAGGGAGCAGGAGGUUGGUCUCCCAUGAUGAUGGACCACAACCCCUGGCUCCAGGUGGACCUAAGGGAGCAGAUGGAGGUGAUGGCUGUGGCUACACAGGGACGGUAUGACAGCUGGGACUGGGUCAGCAGUUACCUGCUGCUCUACAGUGACACUGGGCGCAUCUGGAAGCAGUAUCGGCAUGAGGAUGGACUGGAGAGAUUUGUCGGGAACGUCAACUCAGAGAGCGUGGUUCAGAACAAGCUGUCCCACCCCGUGAAGACUCGUUUCCUGCGCUUCGUCCCUCUUGACUGGAACCCCAGCGGUUACAUGGGCCUGAGGGUGGAGGUGUUCGGAUGCUCCUACAAGUCAUACGUGGCUGAUUUUGAUGGCAGAAGCUCUCUGCUGUAUCGGUUCAACCAGAAGUCCAUGUCAACAGUGAAGGAUGUGAUUUCUCUGCGCUUCAAGAGCCAUCAGGCUGAAGGCGUUUUACUGCAUGGAGAGGGGCAAAGAGGAGAUUACAUCACCCUGGAGCUGCACCGAGGACGGCUGGACCUCUACCUGAACCUUGACGAUAAUAGGCCAAGGUUCAGCAGUCGRCGUGUUCCAGUCACCGUGGGCAGCCUGCUGGAUGACCAGCACUGGCACUCGGUUCACAUCGAGCGUUUCAACAAACAGGUCAACCUUACUGUGGACUCUCACACACAGCACUUCCAAACCAAAGGAGAGGGACACUCUCUGGAAGUGGACUAUGAGCUGAGUUUUGGAGGCAUUCCUCUUCCUGGUAAACCUGGCACUUUUCUGAGGAAGAACUUCCUGGGCUGCAUGGAGAACCUCUAUUACAAUGGGAACAACAUCAUAGACCUGGCAAAGAGACGCAAACCACAGAUACACAGCGUGGUCGUAGAGUCAGCGAUGGACUGUGGCACUCUGUCAGCCUCUCCAGCAGGAGUCUACAGAUCAGUUUGACUGUGGACGGUGAGCCCUCUUCUAAAAUCGAACUAUGGGACCAAGUGGAAUCCAAAGGCAGCUUCUACUUUGGAGGCUGUCCUCCCAUGGACUGUCAGGCUCCUUCCUUCCAGGGCUGCAUGCAGCUCAUAUCCAUCAACAACCAGCUGCUGAAUCUCACUCACGUGCAGCAAGGAUUGCUGGGAAACUAUAAUGAGCUGCAGUUCGACACGUGUAACAUGAAAGACAGAUGCCUGCCCAACCUGUGUGAGCACGGAGCCCGCUGCUCGCAGACAUGGAGCUCUUUCUCCUGCGACUGUUCGGGAACGGGAUACUCCGGAGCGACGUGUCACAACUCCAUCUAUGAGCCAUCCUGUGAGGCCUACAAGCUGAGUGGCAGCUCCUCGGGCUUCUACUUCAUUGAUCCAGAUGGGAGUGGUCCCCUGGGGCCCACACAGGUAUACUGCAACAUGACAGAAAAGAAAGUGUGGACAGUUUUGGCCCACAACAACACAACUCCGAUCAAAGUCCAGAACUCCUCUCCGCUGAAACCUCACGUUAUGAAGUUCAGCUACAAUGCAUCAGCUGAACAACUACGUGCCAUCAUAACCGGGUCGGACCAGUGUCAACAGGAAGUAGUUUACAACUGCAGGAAGUCCAGACUCUUUAAUACAAAGGAUGGCAGUCCACUGUCCUGGUGGCUGGAUCGGGAAGGGGAACGGAGGAGUUACUGGGGGGGCUUCCUGCCUGGAGUCCAGCAGUGCUCCUGCAGCCUGGAGGAGAACUGCAUGGACAUGAACUACUUCUGCAACUGCGAUGCGGAUAGAGACUCGUGGACCAACGAUACGGGAUUCCUCUCCUACAAAGAUCACCUCCCGGUGAGCCAGAUAGUGAUCGGAGACACGAACAGGACGGGCUCGGAGGCACUCUACCACGUUGGUCCUCUGCGUUGUUAUGGAGACAACUCUAUCUGGAAUGCAGCCUCAUUCUACCAGGAAUCCUCGUACCUGUACUUCCCCACCCUGCAGGCAGAGCUGGCCUCUGACAUCUCCUUCUACUUCAAGACCAGCUCUCCCUCGGGAGUAUUCCUGGAGAACCAGGGCCUGAAGGACUUCAUCAGACUGGAGCUCAGCUCCCCUUUGGUGGUGACUUUCUCAUUUGAUGUGGGCAACGGUCCGGCGGUCCUGUCCGUGAAGUCUCACCUCCCCCUGAAUGACAGACAGUGGCACUACGUGAGGGCAGAGCGAAAUGUAAAGGAGGCCUCCCUGCAGGUUGAUCAGCUGCCCCUCCGCUUCCUGGAGGCUCCGGCAGAUGGACACCUCCGCCUCCAGCUCAGCAGCCAGCUGUUUGUGGGAGGAACAGCGUCCCAACAGAGAGGCUUCCUGGGCUGCAUCAGAUCUCUCACUGUCAACGGUGCAAACUUUGACCUGGAGGAGAGAGCCAAGAUGACGCCAGGCGUGAGCUCCGGCUGUCCUGGCUACUGCAGCGGGUCCAGCAGCCUGUGCCACAACCGCGGGCGCUGCAUCGAGAAGAGCAACGGCUACAUCUGCGACUGCUCACAGUCUGCCUACGGGGGGGCCACCUGCAACCAAGAGGUGUCGGUGUCUUUUGAUAAGGAAUCUUCUGUGACCUACACCUUUCAAGAGCCCUUCUCAGUGAUGCAGAACAGGAGUUCCCAUGCCACCAGUGUUUCCACAGACAGCAGGGCCAGAGAAGAUGUUGCCUUCAGCUUUGUCACUUCCCAGAAGCCUGCCAUGCUGCUGACCAUCAGCACCUUCAGUCAGCAGUACAUCGCUGUUAUCCUCACCAGGAACGGAAGUCUUCAGAUUUGGUAUCACCUUCAGACAGACAUGAGUCCAGACAUGUUCAGUCCGGUCCUCAGUAACUUGGCAGAUGGACGUCUCCAUCGGAUCAGAAUCCACAGGGUUGGCAAAAACCUUUAUGUGCAGAUCGACCAGGACAUCCACAGAAAGUACACACUGUCAUCUGAUGCUGAGCUGAUCUUAAUCAGAUCCUUGACGUUGGGCAAAGUCAUCAGGAUGGAAAACUUAGAUGAAGAGGUGAUGAAAGCAGCUUCUAAAGGUUUCACUGGCUGCCUCUCCUCAGUCCAGUUCAACCAUGUCGCUCCACUGAAGGCAGCGCUGACCAAUCGAGGAAGCUCACUCAUUAACAUCCGCGGUCCAUUGGUGCAAUCAAACUGCGGAGCUCUGGCUGAGUCUACCUCACACACAUUUCAAGGUGUGGUCACAGCGGUGGUCUUCAUCGCCGUGUGCGCUCUGGCUGUGAUAAGUCGCCUCCUUUAUCAGCAGCGGCGGGCCCAGAGGAGCAGUGGCAUGAAAGAGGAGCACAGGCACGGCACAUACACAGACUACAGGACUGAGCUGCACCUGCACAGCUCCGUCAGGGACAGCGUGAAGGAGUACUACAUCUGAACACAGCGUGCUGCCUGUGCCACAAACGUACCUCUAUCUCUCUUUCUCUCUCCAACAAACGACUCUUAGGUGGACGCCCAGCUGCAGGAACGACACAUCUCAGUGCCCCCCAGAGGGACUUUAAAACCCACGCAGCCUUCGCUCCUGAGAGCUAGUGGCUGAAUCUCUGCAGCUGUUAGUGUAUUUGAUGUUGGUGAAAUUGUCAGAAUCAAGCUGCUGUGGUUUCCGUCAUCGCAAAAAAAAAAAUGUGUAAAACGAAAAUGAUGAAUGUCCUGCAGAGGUAGACAAAAAGGACGGCACGAGUGKAGGAAGCAGAUGCUGCGGUCCAUCCUGGAUGCACACGACUCAAACGGUUCAGUCUGAACCCUCCCACCCCACCUCCGAAAUAACGGGGGUCAUUAAACUGUCUGUGCAGAUCAGAUGUAGGUCAGCCCUGUAAGAUACGAGUGCAGUCACUGCUGUGUUUUAUUUUAUUUCUUUUUUCCAGUCAUGGUGAAUGUUAAAGAAAUGGGGACAAUACUGCCUAUAAUGUAUGAGUGCCUACUUUGCAUAUGCGCUUUUUGUUUUUGUUUCCCAUUUUCCUUUUUUGAAUAAUUUACAUUUUUUCCCCACGUGAAAUGCACCCAUGCAGUCGCAUCUGCAUAAACAGGAGCAAUUUUUGUGGUUCAGUUGUGCAGAAAGUGGACUCUCCCGCUUUCUACAAUCACAGCCAAACUCUUGCUUUUUGAUCCGAAUUGAGAGCAAAGUAGUUUUGUCACAGAGUAAUUUUUUUGUCUUCACUGUAUGAAUCAAACAAAAACAUGGCAAAAAGGAAGAAGUCAUCUUUAUAACUGGACAAAAGCCUCAUUUAUCAAACUCAAAGAGCUAUAAAUCUGAUACACGUUUUAUUUUAGUCAAUAAAUGUGUCAAUGACAUGAAUCUGAGUGAAAAAACAACUUAUAAUCAAUAAAGUUCUGUAGGGCAGUUAUUUUAGAAAAGUUUAGAAUAAUUCAGAAUUAUUUUAUUUUAUUGUGUCUACUUGAAUAAAGAAAACGUAUAUGAAAAAUAUAUUUGGAAUUAGAAAGUGAAAAGUUUGGUACAUAUUUAAUAUUCAUUUUAUGUACAAUAUAUAAUAAAAGUAUAUCAGUACACAA